Messenger RNA from Clonostachys rhizophaga, 1242 nucleotides. Lineage: Eukaryota; Fungi; Ascomycota; Sordariomycetes; Hypocreales; Bionectriaceae. The record is from the annotation of a GenBank genome assembly.
AUGGCUGAAUCAAUCGGCGUAGCGUCGGGUAUUAUAACUCUGGCUGCCUUCGCUCUCAAGUCCGCCAGCAAACUACGCGCUGAAAUUCAGUCUUUCCACUCUCAACCAAGCCAAGUUCGCGAGCUACUGACAGAACUAUCUGGCCUGAGUUUUGCCUUGAAACCCCUUUCUGAAACUGGUGACCUUGGCCUUGAUGUAGAUCUUGGUGCUUUGAAACUCACGUUAGAGCAGUGCGCGCAAGCUUGCGAUAAUGUCAAGACGGAGCUUCUUACCUACUGUUCCCGAUCUGGCCUUGACCACACGAGCUUCCGCGAUUGGCUUAAAUUGAAAUGCAGCGGUGGUGAUGGUAUUGCAGGCUUCCGACAGCAGCUCAUCGGAUAUAAGUCUACUAUAACUGUCGCGCUUAGCUUCGCAAACCUGCAAACAUGCAGAGACUCGAUUGCGACCUCAACUGUCGAUUUAGAGGCCCACCUUGAAGAUGUCUUGCAGAAACUCGAAGCUCUCUCUCCGCGUGUCACUGCCGACUCCUUCCCGGAUGCGGUCAUCCGUCGCUAUAUGGAGAAAGAACGACUGAGCACGGAGAAGGCUCUCCAGUUCUGCACCGUACUUUCAGAACAAAUCGAACAGAUCCAGGCUGAAUUUCAAAACAGCCAGGAUCCCGACUCAACCUCGGAGAUGCUAUUCGGCGAGGGGCUCCAAGGUUGUGUGCACCACAUGCGCUUCACGCUGGCUCGCCUUGAGGAACAUCAGAAAAGCGUCGCUGAGCGGUUGGGCGCUGGCUUCAAUACGGCGUCAGCAGAAGACCGGGCCUCGUUCGAUAGACUUCAGAAUGAAGCCAAGACGGUGCGGCACUGCCUAGCGUUUUGCUCAGAUGUCGAUACCUACGUGGAGUCACAGAUUAGCAAUAUCGAAAAUCACGCAGAAGGCGAUGACACGAUCCAGUUUUUGGUUUCAACAAAUAACAAGCCGAUCAACGGAAAGAACCGAGGCAUUGGCAAGAGACAAAAGCAGGCUGGCGGACAUUUUGGAGAAGCUUCUCUUCAACAGAUGUCCCAAGACUUUAAGAGCAUUGCCAUCCACCAGAACGGUCACUCGGAACAGGAGAAACAACGUUCGGCAACACCAUCAGGAAAUGAAUCUCCAUCGGCCAGCCCCCAGUCACAAUUCGGCAAUCGCCAUGGCCCAGGUUUCGUGCUUGCAAAAACUCCAGCCUCUAAGCUUCCGUCAGAUACGGUAGAAUGA